Poecile atricapillus (Black-capped chickadee) is the source of this 3659-nucleotide messenger RNA. RefSeq names its product glycerol-3-phosphate acyltransferase 3-like. Lineage: Eukaryota; Metazoa; Chordata; Aves; Passeriformes; Paridae. Gene Ontology annotation, biological process: triglyceride biosynthetic process. The transcript is spliced from 14 exons. The coding region runs from base 1601 to 2908 and encodes 435 amino acids. Gene Ontology annotation, cellular component: endoplasmic reticulum. The record is from RefSeq and is a predicted model, not a curated record. Gene Ontology annotation, molecular function: glycerol-3-phosphate O-acyltransferase activity.
AGGGGAAGAGGAAAAAAAAAAAAUCACAUUAACAGUAGCAUUGAACAGACACUGCUGCUCUCCUCGCCACUGGUGCGGCCUUAUCUCUGUCCUGUGUACAGUUUUGGUGCCACAAUGUAAGAAAAGUACAAAGCUAUUAGAAAGUAUCCAAAGGAAGGCUGCAAAGAUGGUGGAGGGUCCAGAGGGGAAGCCACAGCAGGAGUGGCUGAGGUCACUUGGUCUGUGAAGCCUGGAGGAAAGUGAGAGGAGACCCCAUUGCAGUCUACAGCUGCCUCAAGAGAAGUGGAGCAGCAGACACUGAUCUCUUCCCUCCACCGACCGUGACAGGACCGAGGGAACGGCAUGAAGCUGAGUUGAGGCAGGUUUAGGUCGCAUAUCAGAAAAAGGCUUUUUGCCCAGCGGGUGUUUGAGCAGUGGAACGGGCUCCCCAGGGAAGUGGUCACAGCACCAAAGCCUGGCAGAGUUCAAGAAGCGUAUGGACAGCACAGCCUGGAGAUGUAGCUGAGCUCUGGUGGGGCCAGCCGCGCUCCCCUGCAGCCUGUGCGCCCGGGGUGGGGGCAGACCCCAGUGGCUCUCGGGCAGGGGACAGGAGGCAGGGAGCCCCCAGCCCGGGUCAGGCCGGGACACAGCUGCUGACAUGCCCAGCUCAGCCUGAAAUCCAGCACCGGGACUGCUACAGCCACUGGCCACGACCAUCUCCAGGCUUGGUGUGUGGGCUGCUGUUUUCAUGACAUCCCCUGGCUCCACCAUUCUGAAUGACUCUCCGUGUGUUGCGAAAGAUUGUGAGAGAUGAUGUACCUGUUGACCUUUUCAGGAGAAUAAUUGGGAAGUAUAGACAAGAUGACGGUCUGUGGUGUGGGUUUUUUAAUUUAUUUUUUGGGGGGGUUGUUUGCUUUAUGGUGUUAUUAAAGAUGGUUUGUAUGGAGUUUAAAAUACCACAUCAAAGCCUAUUCUGCCUUCAAUUUUUUCUUUUCUUUUAUGAUGGCUGGUAAAAGAAAAAAGGGUCAGCUAAGGGUAUCUAAAAUAUUCUAAUUAUGUCAAGGCAAAGCGUCCAUUUUGUUACUGAGUUAACUUUAAUAGCUACAGAAAGAGCUGGUAGAAAGCAUGCAGAACUUAAGGGUGGAAAAAAGCUGGCUAGUGUUUGCACAUGAGACUUGUUAUAAUGUAGUAAGAACUAUUUGAGAUCAGCUUUGUGGUGGCUUGUGUAGCUGCACAUGUCAGCUAGAGGGAAAUAGGGUGUUUAGCAAGAGUUUAUAUGAAGCAGAUGGAUUAUCCUUAUCUCUUGUAGAUGGGAACCUUUAAUAUCAGGUGAAGGCAUAAACUGAGUGGGUCACUGAGCCUUUAAUAAUGAGAAGAGCCUAUGCUCAAGCAUCCUGUGCCCUUUGUUAGGGCACCUGCCUAACAGGUGGACAUAAAUACAGCCCAAUUUUAGUACUUAUGAAAGCUACUAUUUAUAUGUCUAUGUAUGUAUGUAUGAUGAAAACAUUCAAAACUAGGAAAACUUAAAAAAUCAGGCACACUUUUAUAUUUGAUUUUGCUAAUUGAGACUUUUAUGAUGCCCUACACUACACAUGGAGAAGAAACGGUUUAGCUCAAAACUAUGAAUACAGGGAAGGGUGAAAGUUCAUUACCAAAGCCGCUACCUUUUGAAAUACUAUUGAUACAAAAUGUUGCCAGCUCUGUUUUCUGUCAACAGAGACCACUUGAAUGCCCUCAAAAUCAGUGGGCCACCCUGCAGAUUGAGGAGGGAGUAAAAAAGCAGAAGGCGAUGGCACUUGAAAAUUUAAUCUCCACUGGGAUCAUCCAGAGAGAUGAGACCCCCAUGGAAGAGGAGAUUGUUGGCCGGUGCCAAGGAUGUUUCAGCCUUGCUGAUGUCAUGUACUUCUCCAAGAAGGGCUGCGAGGCAGUUGCAGAAGAUGAAGUCACUCGACGGUUCUGCUCCGAGGAGCUGCUGUCCUGGAAUCUCCUCAGCAGAACCAAUGCCAACUUGCACCAUGUCAGCUGGAAACUGGCUGCUAUGUGGGUCACUGGCAUCAUAAUUCGGUAUUGCCUCCUGCUGCCUUUCCGCAUCUGCUUGUCUGUUUUCAGUGUCCUGUUGCUGGUGUUGGCCACUACAGUAGUAGGACAGUUCCCAAAUGGCAGAGUUAAAGGCUGGCUGAGCAACCAGGUCCAGAUGAUAUGUGCCACCUUAGGUGUCCGAUGUCUGAGUGGCCUCGUUCAUUUCCACAACAGGGAAAACAAACCACAGGAAGGAGGCAUCUGUGUUGCCAACCACACAUCUCCACUAGAUGUCCUAAUCCUGGCCAGUGAUGGAUGCUAUUCCUUGGUUGGCCAGGUACAUGGAGGGUUUAUGGGACUUAUUCAAAAAUCCUGCAUGCAAACCUCUCAGCAUGUCUUGUUUGAACGCUCAGAAAUGAAAGACCGUCACCUGGUGAGGAAAAAAAUUAGAGAACACAUUGCAGAUAAGGCCAAGUUACCCAUUUUAAUUUUCCCAGAAGGCACCUGCAUUAACAACACAUCGGUAAUGAUGUUUAAGAAGGGAAGCUUUGAGGUAGGAGGAACCAUCCAUCCAGUAGCAAUCAAGUAUGACCCCCGCUUUGGAGAUGCCUUCUGGAACAGCACAAAGCAUUCUGUGAUGACCUAUGCUUUUAAUGUGUUAACCAGCUGGGCUAUUGUCUGCAAUGUGUGGUACCUGCCACCGAUGGUCAAAGAGGAAGAAGAAGAUGCUGUUCACUUUGCUGACAGAGUGAAGGCUGUCAUUGCUGCUCAGGCAGGAAUGUCUGUGCUUCCUUGGGAUGGGGGACUGAAAAGGAAAAAGGUCAAAGAGUCUUUCAAGGAAGAGCAACAGAAAAAAUAUUGCCAGAUAGUAAUACAAAAUGUAUCUGUGGAAAACAGAAAUAUUUGUUAAAUGCUAUUUAUUUUAUCUCAUUUUUCCAUGACUUAUCUCUACCAGAGAAUAGACUGUUUUUAUAUUAAACCAAACAUGUUUUCCUUCUGUCCCUGUAAGAUAUUUUGCAUGUGACACAGCAGGCAAACCAUAAAGAGAUAUCCUUAUUUAAAGAAAAGUACUAGAAUUUUAAAAAUAGGGAAACAAAAUAUGCUAAUAAAAUUCCCUGUGAUGCUGAGAAGACUCUAUAGUAAAAUUAAUUGUGUUCAUUAAAAUACCACUUUAAAAUAUUUGCAAUACCUUGAGGUUUUAAAUGGUUACUUAUAAUAAAUCACCUCUGUACUGCUAGAGUCUCUCAGGGACUUAGACUAGCAAUAUUCAUGUGAGCCACAGUAACCAUGUUGCUCUAGAGAUAGAUCUCCUGAUGUCAGAAGACAUGAAGCAUUUCACCAAAAUAUGUUUUCUGAACUGCAUGUUGGAGAGGAAGUGUUGGACGUCAGAGAGAAAAAGCAGAUGAAGAUUUUCUCCUUCAUGUCACAAGACCAGGAAUGGCAAUGUAGAAAGUUUUCUGCUGUGACAAAGACCAGAACAGUGUCUAGGGCAGCAUGUCCCUGAUGCCUGGGUGUGUGAAGCUGAGGUAAAUUAAUCACAGCCAAGGACAGUGUCAUAGAAAAUAUGAUGUGUUUUUAAAUCUUAUCUUGUGGUUUUGUUAGAUCCCUUUCUGAGUCUUUUUGUAUGCACUACACAAACUAAAGAAAACCCAUGAUGUGAC